UAUGUACGUAUUCAAUACAGUAACUUCCGAUCAUGAAAUCUGAAAUCUUGCAUUAUUUACUGUAGUAGCUUUAUGUUGUGAAGUACCGUACGAUUUACUCGUAUGGAUUUAUAUGGACUACUGAUCUCGAAAAGAGAAAACCGAUUGCGAUCGCGUCCUGAAGCAACAAACAUCAGAUUGUCUUUGAAUCACUUACCGGUGACUUGCUUUGUUCUGUAUGCGAAUCAAAAAGUUCCUUGCAUAAUGGUUAAAAUUAGAGAAAUAAAGCAAACCCUUGAGAAUGCUCUGAUCAAUAAGGACCCGCAUCGCCUUGCACAAGUUUUCGAACCCCUCGUGGGCGUUGCAUCGUCGGCGAUAGCAACUAAUGGGGGUCGGCAAUCACAAAAGCACAAUCCCCAAUCGUUUACGGUGAAUGGCAAAAACUGUGGAGGUCUUCUGACAUCCUUGCUAGAUGCAUACGCCGCGGCAGAAGUUGUAGGUAAUAGUUGUACAUGGUAUUUUUGAUGUGGUGUAACGUCAGAUAUCGCUGCACUUGUUGUUUUCGAGUAUAUGUAACAAAUAGAUUGCCAAUUGUUGUUUGAAACUCAAACAAUCAAAAAUGAWUUUUUUUCUACCUAAUGAUAGGGUGAUAWCGAAGCCGCGUUUGAAGCCCAGGUAAAGGUGCACCCUAAGUUCAAUCAAUUAUUCAGUUCAUCGGAGGGAAAUUGGAUGGUACCAGCGAUGAUUGUGGUCUGCAAAACGACACACAAAUUAGGGCUCCUAGCUGAUAGGCAAAUUUUGAUCAAAAGCAAGACGAAACAAAACCACCACGCAAAACUGCAGAAAGCAGUCCCUAUUCUCCAGGAAUCGUACUCGAAAACUUUCAACGAUCGAACCGAAUACCAAGCCGGAGCCCCGUUUGACACGGACGGGAGCAAACAGGCCGGUGUGCUUGGGAUCGUGAACGAGUUGUUUGGAAUGUACUUUCGACUCAACAUCUUGCGUUUGUGCAAGAAUCUGAUACGUCCCGUCGAAACGAAAAAGCUUUCCGAAAAAGGAAGCAUGGCAGAAAUGGUUACCUACACAUAUUACGUCGGACGACUUUCGAUGUUUGAAGACGACCAUGCCCGUGCCGAGACCAACCUGGAGUAUGCCCUCGCACAUUGUCACAGAGAUGCUACGAACAACAAAAAGCGCAUUUUGAAGUAUCUCGUUCCUGUCAAACUGUAUCGAGGAAAAUUUCCCACAACCCGACGUAAGUUUAUGAGUGUCAACAUCGUGUUUUUAUAUUUCAGCGAUCAGGUGUGUCUCACCAUUUCAUUAAUCACGCGCUAUUCUCUGUUUUUUGCACCGUAUCCAACACUUUAGUUUUGGACAAAUAUGGAUUGGAGGAAUUCAAACCACUUGUAGAAGGAAUGCGCAAGGGAGAUCUUCGAACAUUCCAGGAUGGCCUUGUCAAGUACCAGGAUCGCUUUAUUGGGCAGGGAACAUAUCUACUCCUUGAAAAGUGUAAGACGGUUGUUUAUCGGAACCUUUUCAAGCGUGUCUGGAAAAUAAUGGACAGUUACCAGAUCAAACUAGAACAAAUCUCCAAAGCAUUCAAAUGGCUGGGGAUGCCCAUCGAUUUGGACGAAAUGGAAUGCAUACUGGCGAACUUGAUCUUCAAACGCUACAUAAAGGGAUAUUUAUCCCAUGCCAAGCGCACGUUGGUUCUUUCCAAGCGAGAUCCUUUCCCAACAUCGGCUGUGAUUUCAAAUUAGACUGAAUAGGAAAACCGGAAAACCGGCAACAAAAAUACUGAAACGUACGAUGUUGAUUGGAAAAGGGGUGGGGAGGAAUAAGUUCUAGUCAAUUGAUAUUUUUCAAUCCAAGCAAUGUGCCGUAAAAUGGAAUCUAGGUGUAGUUGGAUGAAGAAAAGUCAAUUGUUUAUCGAUGAAGAUUUGACAAGAAUUGUGAUAUCGAUAGUGUCGGAGUUUAUUACCAAUAUCAUGGAACUGAGAAAACUUGACGUGAUGCUGAAUGCGAAUUUUAUUGCAUUAGAUUUAAUCGAUCGACACCAUUCAAUUAUAUCAAGAAUAUUCCGUAAAAAGUUUCCGUAAAUUAUAUCCAACGCCAUCAGUCCAUUUGUACCGAAUCUAAAAAAUAGAGUAUCCAAUGUCGAAGAGGACGUUCGCCUAACAUCAAUAUUCUUUCCCUUGAUUUUCUUUUGCAAGAUUACUUAUCAACAACGCCCAGUCUUCGUUCUGUUUAGCAUCAGGUUUCCACUUCCUUUCUAUUUGAGGUGGAGACUCGCUCUUCCAAUCACCUUUAUAGCCCAACUUUAACAUCAAAGAUUCCAUGACGUCGUCGACUUUCGCCCGAAUUACGUGCACCGCAUUUUUGUCUUUCGGCGUUGAUUGGAGAUUGACAAUGAAAAACUUUUUUGCCAGCAAUGGAAGACUCCCUACCGGCUCAAUACGUAAUGAUGUACCAAGACAAAGUAUUAAAUCCGCCUUCAAGCAUUCGGCUUUUACUCUUUCCAUGUCGAGAACAGGGUCUUCCCAGUCCAAAAGAAUGUCUCGCAUGUCACCUCCGUCCCCGCAUUCAUCACAUGAGUUUCCCGUGGGUUGAAAACUUAAACCUUGUAAUUCUUUGUCUCUGAAGUAUUCACAACCACACUUGGCACAUUUUUCAGUAAAAACGCAACCAUGAACAGUUGAAUGGUAAUUUCUCGAUAAUCCGGAUCUUCUAUGCAAACCAUCAACGUUUUGCGUGACGCAGAACUUGAGUAUUCCGUCCGUCGUUAGUCUCGUUAUAGCAUGAUGUGUGAGAGUGGGUUCCGCGAACCGAAACAUAUCAUCGCUUUGGUUUCCAACCACUGAAGAUUCAGAAACAGUCGUCGAGAGCUUCCGUUUCCGACUCUUGGAAGGCGAUUCUUUCUUCAUUCGCCGCUUUUUUUCUUCCUCCUUCGUCCAAAUGCCGUUCGGCCCCCGAAAGUCUGGUAUCCCACUAGCUGUGCUGAUUCCUGCACCAGUGAGAACAAUUGUGUAAUCAGAUGCCUCCAUUGCUCUCUGUAAAUGCUUUAGCUUCAGAGCUAGAGUUCUCUGGGAAUCGUAAGACUCGGGUAAUCCAACGACUCCCUUGUUCGGGUAUUCAGACAGACGAGAAGCAUACCCCGCCGACAUGACCGACGACAAUCAACUUGCGUUGGCGCU
This is a messenger RNA of Pseudo-nitzschia multistriata, 3173 nucleotides long. NCBI's taxonomy places the organism in Eukaryota, Bacillariophyta, Bacillariophyceae, Bacillariales, Bacillariaceae. The record is from the annotation of a GenBank genome assembly.